GACCGGAAGGAGGUGCCCCUGAACCGAGGAACGCAGGCGGUGGUCGUAGGGAGGGGAAGGGAAGCCCCAGGAGACGGCAGCAGCAUGGGCGGGCGACCCUCGAGCCCUCUGGACAAGCAGCAGCAACAGCACCUAAGGGGUGAGCAGCCGGGGGACAACAGCCCACAGCCCCCUGACACCCACUGGUCCCUCCUCCUGCAGAAGCUACCCCGAGUCCGUGAGCACCGAGGACCCCUGACCCAGCUUCGGGGCCACCCACCCCGGUGGCAGCCGAUCUUCUGCGUUCUGCGUGGGGACGGCCGCCUGGAGUGGUUCAGCCACAAGGAGGAAUAUGAAAACGGGGGUCACCCCCUUGGCUCCACAGCCCUGACGGGAUACACACUCCUGACUUCCCAGCGAGAAUAUCUCCGCCUUUUAGACGCUCUCUGCCCGGACUCCUUGGGAGACCAUACUCAGGAAGAGCCUGACUCCCUCUUGGAAGUGCCUGUGAGCUUCCCGCUGUUCCUGCAGCACCCCUUCCGCCGGCACCUCUGCUUCUCUGCGGCCACCAGGGAGGCACAGCAUGCCUGGAGGCUGGCCCUGCAGGGUGGCAUCCGGCUUCGGGGCACAGCGGAUAUCAGGGGACCGCUCGAGUCGUGCCUGCGCCGGGAGGUGGACCCGCAGCUGCCCCGGGUCGUGCAGACCCUGCUGCGCACCGUGGAAGCGGUUUACUCAUUUGGAGAGAUGCCAUGGGACUUGGCACUGAUGCAGACAUGCUACCGUGAGGCCGAACGGAGCCAUGGGCGCUUGGGGCAGCUGGCAGCACCGUUUGGCUUUCUGGGGAUGCAGAGCCUCGUGUUUGGGGCCCAAGAUCUUGCACAGCAGCUCAUAGCUGACGCUGUGGCCACCUUCCUGCAGCUGGCUGACCAGUGUCUGACCAUGGCCCUCAACUGUGACCAGGCUGCCCAGAGGCUGGAGAGAGUCAGGGGGCGCGUGCUGAAGAAAUUCGAAUCGGACAGCGGGCUGGCGCAGAGGAGGUUCAUCCGAGGCUGGGGUCUCUGCAUCUUUUUACCUUUUGUGCUGAGCCAACUCGAGCCAAGCUGCAAAAAGGAGCUUCCUGAGUUCGAGGGGGAUGUCCUUGCCAUGGGCAGCCAGGCUCUGACCACUGAGGGCAUCUAUGAGGACGUCAUCCGGGGGUGCUUGCUGCAGAGGAUUGACCGAGAACUGAAAAAGACCCUUGGUGCCAAUGAUGUAUCCUGCACUCUGGACGGCUGCUUGGAGGUCCCAUGGGAAGAGGAAGGAGCAGCUCCAACUCUUAACUUGGUAUCAAGUUUCCUGGCUGGGAGACAAGCUUUUACCGACUUCCUCUGCUUGCCAGAAAAGUCAUCUGCUAACUAGAUACUGGCAGCCUCUCCGCUGUCUUGCAGCUGCUUCCGGAGUGGAUUCCACAGGGAUUCCCCUGUAUUCUUGGUUCAGCUUGCAGAGGGACUUUCACACCCCAUGGAGACCGUUUCCUCCCAUUCUGUCUGGAGUUUUCAGCCUACCUCAAGACAAUGAGAUAUUCCUGACCUUUCCACCUAUUUCCCUUCAACCCCACCUUCUGAAAUACAUUUGCACAAUACAUGUGCCCUUCAUAGGCUUCUUUAGCUGUCUUCCUUUUACCCUGGACGGGAUGUAGAUGUUAAUUCUGGAACAAUUGCAGCUACAAGAAUUCGUCAUCCUGCCCCUUUUGAGAAAACCAUUGUUUGCCCUUGGGUCUAAAUCCUUCCAGAUGGGAUGGGAUGUAUCUUGUCACCCCUUUUUCUUACUUAACAUGAAAAGACUUUUCCU
Messenger RNA from Mandrillus leucophaeus (drill), 1809 nucleotides. It is a transcript of the gene NIBAN3, whose product is annotated as family with sequence similarity 129, member C. The transcript has 12 exons. NCBI's taxonomy places the organism in Eukaryota, Metazoa, Chordata, Mammalia, Primates, Cercopithecidae. The record is from RefSeq and is a predicted model, not a curated record.